UAGGAGCAGCUGAAGAGUGGGACAGCAGUGUGCACCCUGCUCCCAAACAUCCUGCAGCACGGCACCCCGCCAUGGCUCUGCGCAUCCUCCUGCCGCUGCUCCUGCUGGCUGCUGCCCUCCUGCUCCUCCCAGCUGAAGGUGUUGACAAUGUGGCCUCAGACUGCUGCCUGAAGACCAGCAAGAAGACCAUCCCCAGCGCCUGGGUGAAGUCCUACAGGAUCCAGGGCCCUGAGUCGGGAUGCCUGCUGCGCGCUGUUGUGUUCACCACUAAGAAGGAGAAGAAAAUUUGCUCCUCUCUCACCAACCCCGCUGUCCAGAAGCUGAUCCGGAGCCUGGAGGACAGGCAGAAGAACCCCCCCCCGAAGCACCAGGGCAGAUCCAAGCGGCAGAAGCGGAAGCAGGUCUAAGCCAGGCCUGGAGAGGACGGACGCCUUCCCCAUCAACGACUGAUCGCCUGGCAAUGGACAUCCGCAGCACACCUGCCCGCUGGCCCCAGGGGGGUGAGGAGGGGGUGGCUGGGGGGGCUUUGCCCUUCCCCACGGCCCCCUCCCCACCGCGGGUACCCCCACACCGGCUGGAUGCUGCCGGUGGUGGGGGACACCAGCUCCUCGCUUGCCCACGGCCACCCCAGCCGAGUGUGGCCCAUGGAGGUGGGCAGCUUUGCCACGGUUGUGGGGCUUUCUGCAGGGCGCCCAGUGGGAUGGCAGCUUUGUUUUGGGGUUUUAUACAUUUGUAUUUAUAUUAGAGACUCUGCUUUCAUUCGGUCUCACCCAGAGGGCCCUACUUCUGGCUCCUCGUGCUUCACAGAGCACCCUUUAUGCUGCAGGCUGGCUCGUCUGGAAGAUUGCUUUUAUUUUUCUUACCGAAUGGCUACAAUGGCUACGGUUCACUCCCCUCUGGCCCGUUUGCUCCUUUUUAGCUUGCAGGGCUGUGGGGCGCCAGGCGGGUCCCGCGUCCCGCUGCUCGUGGGCUGCUGGCUGGGUGCUGCCUCCCACGGCUACUUGUGGGACUGAGCAGCAGAGGGGGGCUGCACAGUGCCACUGUGCUGCUUUUACAGCUGUUGCAGUGUAGUUUAUAGAAAGACAGGCUUUUUCAAAACAUGUUUCGAUUUUUUUUUUUUUAUAAAAUUGCAAUGAAAUCAGAGCAAGCUUUUCAUUUCAGUGCAAUUUUACCACUUUAUCUGCACUUGGUUUUGCUGUGUUCAGAGAUUCAGACAUUUGUAAGCCAAGCGCUUUGCUUUCAGGAAGAAACUCUCUUACAGUUUAUUCUCCCAGAUGAAAAGCUUGCAUGGUGAAAAUUGUGCGCAGGUGGGGGAAUAGAAGAAUUUGCAAGAUUCAUUACAGACACGCUGCAGUUGCUUGAGAGCAGCUCUAUCUCAAAUCCUUAGUAAAAUGAGAAAUCACUGCCCUGUGUGUGCUGACAGGUGAGGCUGCAAGGGGGAGCAUGGAAAGGUCCCAGGGAAACGGCACCUCCCCAUGCUUGCAGACCCCUCCGGUGUGCCGAGGAGCAAUGGAAGGGCUCUGCCACAGCUGCAGUGUUAUUUGCUUGCAGAUAUUUCAGACAUGGACUUUGGUCAGUAAAGCUGUAUUAAGUUGUAUAAUUGCAAUAAUUGGAUUUGUGGGGCUUAGCAAUAUCAGCAAAUGCAGCGUUCUGGCUGGGGAUAGCUCAUGGCUUAGUGCUUCUAUUGAGCACGAUUAUCUGGCUUGAUUGCUUUAUCGGGCAGGCAUUGAGGUGUAUUCUUUUUAAGACUGUGUAAAGAAACUGUGAAGAGCUCGACACUGGCCCCGGGCACCAAGCUGUCUCCGUGUCGCGACAGUGCGUGGCUGUCCGGGCUUCAGGCAGGAUAUAAGGCAAUAAAAUAUAUCCUUUAAACCCAAACCCAGUCCUUCUG
Cygnus atratus (black swan) is the source of this 1891-nucleotide messenger RNA. Its product is annotated as C-C motif chemokine 19-like. The record is from RefSeq and is a predicted model, not a curated record. Gene Ontology annotation, cellular component: extracellular region. Bases 72 to 407 code for a protein of 111 amino acids. Gene Ontology annotation, molecular function: chemokine activity; CCR chemokine receptor binding. NCBI's taxonomy places the organism in Eukaryota, Metazoa, Chordata, Aves, Anseriformes, Anatidae. Gene Ontology annotation, biological process: chemokine-mediated signaling pathway; cellular response to interleukin-1; monocyte chemotaxis. The transcript has 4 exons.